Dictyostelium purpureum is the source of this 1962-nucleotide messenger RNA. RefSeq lists its product as uncharacterized. The transcript is spliced from 6 exons. NCBI's taxonomy places the organism in Eukaryota, Evosea, Eumycetozoa, Dictyosteliales, Dictyosteliaceae. Gene Ontology annotation, biological process: attachment of GPI anchor to protein. The record is from RefSeq and is a predicted model, not a curated record. Gene Ontology annotation, cellular component: membrane; GPI-anchor transamidase complex. Bases 1 to 1962 code for a protein of 653 amino acids.
AUGGAUAGUUUAAUACAUGAAAUUGAACAUCAGAGCACAAAACUAAUAAAUUUAAUAUUACCUUUUUUAAAAAAUAUUAAAUUAAUAACUCUUUUAUCAAUUUUAUUACAAUUUGUAUCGAUUGCAUUGGUAUUAUUACUACCUAGUUUUGGUUCUCAAACUUAUGUUUCAGAAAAGAAUUUGCAAUGCACAGUUAGUCCGUUUAUAUCAAAUAAUUUUGCAGAAAAAUCAAUUAACUAUUCAAAUAUAUUCAGUGAAAAUUUUCCAAACAGAUCUCUAGGAUCAAAUGAAGCUUUAGAGAGUGCAAAUUGGAUUAAAAAUCAAUUAGAUACUAUUGGUUUAGAUACACAACUACAUUUUUUUAAUUCAUCAUUUGAUAGGGUAGGAGUUAAUGUUGUUGGGAUUGUUAAGGCAACUAAAUCAUUAGGUACAGAGUGUUUUGUGUUAACCACAUCAUUUGAUCAAUGGCAUAGCAAAGGAGCAGUGGGUUUUUUAAUAGGAUUUGCAGAGUAUAUGAAAAAUACAACCUGGCAAGCAAGAGAUUUAAUAUUUUUAUUUACUAGCGAAGGUGGUGAAAUGAAUGGUGGUACAUCAAUGGAUAUUUCAGGUUCUUCAGUAUGGAUACAUGAUUAUUUUUCAUCUCCACCCCCAAUUAAAAAUAAUUUUUCAAGAAAAACAUCUAGAGAUAAACAUCAAAUUGGUUGGAUAAAAGAUAAUAAAGUUUUUAAAAGAGGAGGAAAAAUUUAUGGAGCAAUAGCAUUGAAUAGGGUUGGUAACCAAGAAAUGGAAAAGAUUAUAGUAUAUCCAGAGGGGUUAAAAGGGGGACUAUCAAAUUUAGAUAUUAUAAAUACAGUUACAACAACCACAUUCCUCAAUGAAAUACCUGCUGGAAUUAAUUCACAUAUGGUAGAUGAACCUGUUGAGGGUUCCAUCUAUGGUUUGUUAGUGUUUAUGUGGAACUCCGCAUUAUCGUUACCAAGAUCAAAUCAUGCAAUUUUUACAAAAUAUGGUAUAAACUCAGUUGGUAUUAGUACUGAUUCCUCUCAUAACGUCUGGGAUAUAGAUUUUUUAAAUACACCAUUGCAUAAAGUCCACAAUUUUAAAAACGAAUAUAAACAACCUUUAAGCAAUUCAACUUUUUUAAAUUUAGGUAAAAUUAUGGAAACUGUGGUUCGUCACUUACAUAAUGCUGACGAACAACUACAUCAAUCAUAUACAUGGUAUGUUAUGGCAGGUGCUGUUUUCUUUAUAGAUAUCGGUCAAGCACUGUUACCAACAAUAGUUUUAGUAGUUUCAAUGGGUGUCCAGUUUCUUUCUUUUAUUUUAACAGUAGACAAUUUACCAAUUAGAGUUAUAUCAGCAAUGCCAGAAUUCUUUUCAACAAUAACAUUUUGUUUUCUUUUAUACUUAUUACCAACAAUUUUAACAUAUAUAGGAUUUAUACCAUCAAAUGAUUUAAAGCUGUUUGUUUUUAUUAUAUAUAUACUCAUUUUAACACCAGUUUCAAAAUAUAUAAAAAAUAUAGUUAUUUCAAAAUAUCCAAUAUUAACUUAUGAUUGGUAUGGUUUACAAUCAUUAUUAUUAUUACACUAUUCAUUAGUUUCUUUAAUGUGUAUGAUGUUAAAUAAUCAAUUUGCAUGUUUGUUCAUGAUUUUUUCAUUACCUACGAUUCAGUUUACAGGGUUUUUAAUGGAGUGUUCAAUUAGAUCCAAAAUCAUUAAAUUUUUAUGGCUAUUGGUGUGCCUAUUUUCUCACCCAGUAUUUUUAUUUUUCGAGUGGUGGUCAAUAUGGUCUGUAGGUUGGAAGAAUCUAUUUAGUGGGGUUUUAAUUGCUUCAAAUAACUGGGGUUUCUUAUUUUACCCAAUAUUUACAUUAUGCUUAUUACCAAUAUUUAUAAGUAUAUUUAAACUUUUAUUUAUAACAAAUUGUUAUAAUACUAAACAAAAAUUUAAAAAUUUUUAA